Olea europaea var. sylvestris is the source of this 3662-nucleotide messenger RNA. Its product is annotated as protein LONGIFOLIA 1-like. Bases 940 to 3543 code for a protein of 867 amino acids. The transcript is spliced from 5 exons. Gene Ontology annotation, biological process: regulation of monopolar cell growth. Lineage: Eukaryota; Viridiplantae; Streptophyta; Magnoliopsida; Lamiales; Oleaceae. The record is from RefSeq and is a predicted model, not a curated record.
UUGAUGAAAUGUGUGGUUGAACAAUUGAUAAAAGUUGGGAAGCCCAUGAAAUAUGGUUAAAAACAAGUUCGAAAAAAUGGGGGCCAAAUGGGGGCUAGAUUAAUUAAAGAAGAAAAAGUUUGUCUUACCGAACCGUAUGGUAAAGUAGUUGUAAAGAGGGUGAUUGGAGAAGAGUGUUUGCCAGUACACUAAUAAACAUGUUACAUGCAUUAUUAUCAAAGACUCGACAUGCCCAUAUACAAGUUCAGGAUCUGGACCCAUGCACAGCAUAUAGUCCUCAUGAAAUGGGAGAAAAUGACCAGUAAAAUAUGCCCCACUUAUUCACGCUAGAUCUGACCCACGUUCUCUCAGCAGAAAAAUUAGAAACAGUCUAUAUAUAUAGUUGCACACCCAUUACCUCUCUAAAAACUCUAGCCUGAAGAGAGCCAACUUGGGUCUCUAGAUAUUUUCUACAGUUAGCUCUCAUUUAUGUUUUUGUUGUUAAGACCUCUUCUACUACAGACGUGUUGUCGACCCCAAACUUAUUGAGAACAAACAAACUGUAGGUUUCGGGUCCAGUCCUUGUUUCCUUUUUAUUCCCUGUGGCACUAAAUAGCAAACAUUGUCCGGCAUGAUCACCGGAACCCAAAAAAGCGAUUAUUUAAUGCCAGAGCCCUUAGUCAUCAGCCAAAUAUUUGGAUUGCUGUGAGUACUGUCUUUCCUAUUCUCUUCUGUUGCAUUUUGCAUAGCUCCACUCCCCUUAAAAUCUAAAUAAGGGAAAAAUAUACAAUAUCUUUCUGUUGACAAAACCAAAAUUCAUUAGAAACUUUGCAUUGCAUGUAUAUAUGACAUAAACAUGUUGAAUUUUUGAAUCAGGUAACUAUCUUCCUGUAAAUGGAACUCCACAGGCAAGAUAAAAAUAGCAAGAUUUGAAAAUUGGUAUAAAAAGAAGUAACAGAAAUGUGUGCAAAAGUAGUACCUUCAUUCACAGACGAGAACCGGGAUCUGAGGAAACAGAUAGGGUGUAUGAAUGGGAUAUUUCAGCUCUUUGAUCGCCACCAUUUCCCAUCACGCAGGCACAUCAGCAGCCAAAAUCACAAAAGACUACUUCCAGGUGCUCACCACAAUAUGGAUCCUAGACAUGCAACAGAAACAGCAAAUGAUGAGCGGCUGGCACUACCUCGUUUCUCUUAUGAUGGAAGAGAAUCACAAGAUACUUUGAAUUCUACCAUUCAGCGCAAAGAACUUCCCAGGUUAUCGUUGGACAGUAGAGCCAGUACUGUGAAGAGUUCAGCCCUUCAAUCCAGAUCGAACUUUCUUUUACAGGAUCUGCAAAUAGGAAAUGAAAACUCCAGCCAAGUUCUACCCUCUAACCAAGAACCAGGAAGUAACAAAAGAUCAUCCAAUGUCGUGGCAAAGCUAAUGGGCUUGGAAGCCUUCUCGGAUGUUAUUUCCACUAAUGAGAGCAGGAUUAUAAAGAUCAAGUCAUGUGCUGACAUAGAUUCUGUUUCAAGAUCACCAAAACCAGCUGGCAUUGGCAAGCACACUCAAGAUUCUUGUUCCCCACGUGUUUUGCAAAAGGAUCCUGCCUCGCCACACUUGGGUAAUGCCAAUUCAAUCAUUAAACUGACUUCACACUCAAGGUUUCCACCUGAACCAGCUCCAUGGAGGCGGCCGGAUACUAGUCAAGGCUCUCGAAAGCAAGCUUUAAAAAGUAGGAAAUCAUCUGCAAUGACCCCAAAUAUGUCCUCUGUUUAUGGUGAGAUUGAGAAAAGGAUAACAGAACUUGAAAUCCUGAAAUCUGGAAAGGAUCUCAUGGCCCUAAAACAUAUGCUUGAAGCAAUGGAGAAAACAAGACAAACGCUGGAGAACAGAAAAGGGGAACUUGCCGAAUCUGCAUCUCAAACAAGCAGAUACAGUGUGAACAUUCUCUCUGAUCCAGAUUUUAGAUUGUUCACACAGCAGGAUCAACGGAGUAACCACCAAGUUCCCACCAUGAAGGGGACUGUCCCUCCAACGACUUCUAUUAUGAUCAUGAAACCAGCCAAAGUGUUUGACAAAAUCAAAAUUUCAAGUUCAUCAGUUCCAGCUCCAGUAACAUCGCAUUUGCAGAAACUCAGAACAAGGGAUUCUACAAAUAACCAGGAGAGUUCAGUUCACAAACAUCCAGGAAAAGAUUUUAUGUCAAGGAAUAAUCUGAAAGAUCCUAGUUGGCAUAUUCGUUCCACUGAUAAGAAUAUCAAUCGGAGAAUUUCAGAAGUACAGCAAACCUCAAAAGCACCUCAAUGCAUUAAGAUACAAAGUAGUGCUACCUGUGGAAGGAGUUCCGGAAUGGCAAGUCCAAGAUUAAAGCAGAAUAAGAAAGGAAUAUACAGGCAAUCUCAUCCCACCACCCCACCGUCCGACUCAGGCACGAUUAAAAAGAAAUGUAGUAAGCAAGUCGUGGCAUCGGGCUCAAAUAGAAAACUACACAUGAGAUCAACCAGUCUGCAGCAUGGUUGUGAUCAAUUGAGCGAGCACAGUGGAGACACAAGAUGCUCAAGUCACCAAAGCGAUACAGCUUCUGUGACGUCAGAAAGCAAUACUAGUCUCAUCUCACAGAUGGAAACAGAGGUCAUCAGCUUGGCUCAUUCCAUUGAGAUGAAUGCCAAACAAAACCAUGAACCCAUACAUAGGAAUUCUGCAGCAAGAUUGAGGGAAGACACAAUAACAGCUGAACUUGCAACAACUAUACUGGAACAACCAAGUCCUGUCUCAGUACUUGAUGCGGCAUUUUGCAGAGAUGACUCACCAUCUCCUGUCAAGAAGAUAUCAACUGCUUUUAGAGAUGGUGAAAGUCCAAAUUUUGACGAGGCAGAAUGGCAUGUUGAGAGUUUACCAGAUCACAAAGGAUUUCCCGGGCAUAGGCACAGAAAAUUAGAUAUGAUUGAGGACUUAGUUCAUAAGCUCAGAUUAUUGAACCCCACUCCUCAUGAGGAUACUCCGGACCACAAUAAAUUCAUGUACGAGAGCCCCAAUCCAGAUCUGCAAUAUAUUACAAAGAUAUUACUGGCAUCAGGACUCCUCAGAGAUGUAAUACCAGUCCCAACUGUCAAUCAGCACCACUCAUCAUACCAUCUGAUCAACCCCGACUUGUUUGAUGUCCUUGAACAAACUGAGCAAAACACAGAGCUGGAAAAUAAAGAACUUCAUGAUGAGAAUGCUUGGUUAAAAUUUAAUCAGAAAAUCCACAGAAAAAUUGUUUUUGAUACAGUCAAUGAAAUUCUUGUUCACAAAUUUGCUUCACAGGGAUUAUUCACCCUGGGACGAAAAAAGUUGAACGAAGACGAGCUUCCUAGAGAAAUUCAUUUAGAGCUGAAUCAUCUUCAGAGAAAGCAAUAUUGCAGCCAAGAUGACAAGAAUGAUGGAUUUGUGAAAAUCUUGAAGGAAGAUAUGAUGCAUCAAUCGGCAGAUUGGGAAGAGUACACUUGUGAGAUCCCAGCCUUCGCAUUAGACAUUGAGCGCCUAAUCUUUAAAGACUUGAUUAAUGAGGUAGUCCUGGGAGAAGCUAUUAGGCGUGCAUAAUUGACCAAGGAUGCAGUGCUGAGUAGCAGAGAACUGUUUACCAUGUAAUUUUGCCAAGCUCUACAUUUCCUAGUUAUGAAUGUUUUUCCUCGUGCCUAAAAUAAAAUAUUUCACAAAUA